UUUUUAUCGACAUCGUCGAUUCUGCGUGCAAAGUGUGUCUCGACGUGCGUACACAAUGUGUAUUGUUGUUUCUCAUUUAUGGAAAACGAGCAAAGUAGCGACGAAUAAGAAGAGGUUUACACUACAAAUUAGUUGACUUUGCAUGCAAUUUUUGUUCAAAAUUUAUUCGACGCGAGCGAGUUUUUUUUAUCGUAAUAAUCGCUCUAGGCGACAGGACACGUCUCUUUGUACCGUGCUGCGAUCGUAAUACCGACGACUACGGUACAUAAAUUAUGGUCGUACCGUAAUCGAUAAAUAGAACCAUGCGCGCACUUCCUUAGAAAUAUAUAGAAUUUUAGGUCUUGUCAGGGAACAAGUUGUUUUCAAUAAAUUAUUGACCUUACGCAAUGCGCUCACAGUUUACACGUAUUCUUUCCCGUUCCCGUAAAGCUCGUCGUUUUUGAGAAAAAUAGGUAAGACGAUUCACGUUUAAAAUGGUGUAUCUUACAUUUGGUCAAACAGUUUCAAAUAAUUUCAGCGUCUUCGAAAAAUUGGUUGAUAAUGAUAAAAUCACCGUGUGUGGCUGAACCGAGGAAAAACUCACGAACCGGAAGAUAAGACGUUGCGAGCAAAAACGAGUUGAAUGAAUUCAGAUAUCGAGUAUGCGUGGUUAUCGUAUUGGCGAUACCAUAAUCGUCCAGGUUGGAUCGAGAAUGAAGCUAAGGUUUUUGAGUACGUUUGACGAUUGAAUGAUGGGAUUGGUAGAGACGGAAGCAGAAGGAGUGGAACCAAUAAUAAGGAGAGCGCUUUUUGAGGGAUUUAAAUUUAAAUCAUACGAUACAGACUAGAUUCGUAUCUUGUCGAGGUCUCGUACUAAUUUAAUAACCACUUGUCGUACCCAAGUUAAUUUGGGUAACAUAUUCGCCGGAUAAAUAAGUGAAACCAUGUAACGAAAAUAGUAACAUAGCGACUAAAAUGGUAGAAAAUAAAAUAAAAGGUGGAAUAUAAAUAUUAUGUUAUCUAUAUUAUGUUACUUUUUCCUUUUUUUUUUCUUUGAUGUACAAAAAGAGUUUAAUUCCCUUCGAAAACGAAAAAAUUACAGGUAAAAACGCGUGUCACGAUAAUCGUUCACCGCACGAUCGACAAAAGCAACCAAAAGACUGCACGGAAGUCGAGAGUAUCAUAAAGAGUCCAUGGACCGCAACGCGUAAUUGAAUAUUUGACGCCCAAGAGAAAUUGUACCGGUCGAAGAUGAGCAAAUUACUGUCAUCAGCAAACGAAAUAGGUGGAAAACGGCUUGGAAGAUUACUGGUGCGGUUUGCACGGCUACAUGGUCGAAUUAUCGUCAGAAAGUCAUUGCCACGGUCGCAAAAUAAGCGAAAACGUUUGGCACGACAGCGUAAAAAUUGGACAACCGCCCAUUGGAGAAGCUGUUUAACGGUUCUACAAAAGGAUGAUUUUUUUGCCUGGAUCAAGUAUAUUGGGAGACAAUUUUGAGAAGUACAACGCACACGUGGGCUUCUUUUUAAUUAAUUUUAACUGUGCCUAGGGUACGCAAGAGGGGACUCGAGGGAAGCCAAUGGAGGGACAAGAAUGUUGACUGGAGAAAAAAACGGAGCGUGAACGAAUAAUAAAAGGAAUUUCGCGGUCGAGGUAUCACAGCGGGGAAAAAAUAGCCGUGAAGGGUCAACGAGUACAGGGUGGAACACGUGCGUUAUCGGUAUCGGUAUCACGGAUCGGGGGCGCAGCGUGUGCACGCACGAGACAAUACAAGCGAAGCGGUAGUAGCGGUUGCAGGCGGUUACCGUAGCGCACCUGCGCCUUGGGUUGGGCCCAUUUUGCCCCCAACCUUUUACGGAAAGUACGAGGACGAUAUAAAACUGGUGGGGCGGAUUUCGGUCGGGCCAGUGAGCUUUCGGUGGUGGAACAUCGCACGCGCACGGGACCGCGCGCGUUCAAGUUCGACCAGAAACCGGGAACAACACGAGCUCGAUACAAACGAAUCGUUGUGAAUUUUUACCAACGAACGCGAGUUCUCGAAUAUUUACCGUGUUAUUCGAUCGUCGAUUUGGUUUGAAUUCCGGCCCGAAGAUGACCGGGAAAACGUGGUUGUUCUGGGUAACGUUCGUUCUAGUUGUAUACAGCAAAACUCGCGCCGAGGAGAACGUCACCGACGCGAUACGAUCUCUGCGGGAGCAAGUGAACGCUCUUCUGGACCACCGGCAACAGGAUUACAACGCUCUGGAGGGAAGCUUGAAGCGCGCGAUGGAAAAGAAUACAGAGUUGUUCGUCCUGAAGGACGAGGUGAAGCAACUCAGAAAGGAAGUGAACGCUCUUCGCGGCGGUAACGGAAACGAGGCGAAGAACGAGAGAUUGCGGGUACAAUGGCUAGGAAACGCGGUGACCGAGCUUCAGGGGGAGGUCGCGGAAGUACUAAUGACCAGGAACGCGAGCGAGGAGCUCGCCGAGAGGUCCAGGAUGAGAAGCGAGUUGUCUCUGUUGAAGAGCGACGUGGACGCGGUCGGUAGAGGCGUACGAAAUCUCGGCGGCAGGAUCACCAAGAUCGAGGCUGUCCUCGGCACGAUUCGCGUCGAUAUCGUGGCGGUCAAGGAACGCUUCGGUCAGCUCUCUCGCACCUGCGCCGACAUCGCCAGUCAGCUGAGCGCGGUCCAAGUCGAGGUGAAGUCCCUCGGGUGCGAAUUGUCGUCGGCCGAGUCGGGUAGACCGACGGCCCACCGCGACGAAAAGAAGUCGAGGAUCGAGGCCGAGUCGGGGAACGUGGAUCGUAAAAGCUUGGACGCGACGACGCCCAGGCGUCGGGUCCCGAGACGUCACGGUUACUGGCGACGAAGCGAGGAACGUCGAAUCCGGAUCGAGGAGCGUCUGAAGAACCUGGAACGCACCGCCUCUUUGCUCUCGCAGCGGCGAGCGUUGCUGGAGAAACGGAUCGUGUACGAGAACGAGGAAUGGCCGAUGAUCUUGAGCAAACGGAUGAAAGGUUUGGAGAAGAGCAUGGCCGAGCUGUACCGACAGAUCUCGAACAUCAGCGAGAAUGCAAUUGCCGAGCGAAACGUCGGCGAGUCGCUCGGUUUACAGCUGAUCGACUCGUUGCGAGUGCUGGGUGAGGCAGUCGAGAGAAACGACACGGCGACCAAGCGGGAAUUGGUACGGCUAGGCGUGAACGCGGCACAAAAAGGGGCUGAACUAUCGCUGACCAGGGAAGAGCUGAGCAAUUUGCGUCGAGCCGUUCAGGCGUUGAGCGUGAGCGCGUCGAAGCUUCAGGAGAGAAGCGACGGCCAGCAGGAGGCGAUCGAUCGCCUGAACGGCACCUGCCUGGGUGCUUUGGAUAAAUGCUUCGCCGCCCCGGAGCCGGAAACGGAGUCGUUGCCUUCGAACAUGCUCGAAUUAGAGCUAGAACUCGAGCAACUGGACGACGAGUAUCAUUUGAUCGCGGACAGUUUGCCGACCGAUUGCGAAGAUCGGGACGGACUUAGGCUUUUGGGGGUGGGUCGAGCUCGCAAACCGAUGCUGGCUUACUGUCGCGACGGUUGGAUGGUGAUCGCCCGUCGUCGCGACGGCACCCUCGAUUUCGAUCGCAACUGGCACGAGUACUCCCUCGGUUUCGGUUCGCCGGUCGGCGAGUAUUGGAUGGGCAACGAGUUGCUCCACAAACUCACCCACGACGGUUGCGCCAAGCUGCGAGUCGAUCUGUUGGACAUUUACGGCGAACGUUGGCGCGCCGAAUACGACUCGUUCGUGGUCGAUUCAGCGGCCAACGGGUACAGACUGUACGUGAACGGUUACGCCGGUAACGCGACGGACGCGCUCUCCUAUCAGAACGGGAUGGGCUUUAGCGCCAAGGAUCGCGACAUGGAUCUCAGCAAGGUCCACUGCGCCAGCAACUACCACGGCGGAUGGUGGUUCAGUCGUUGCCAACACGCGAAUCUUAACGGCAAAUAUUCCCUAGGAUUGACUUGGUUCCGUUCCGACACCGAUCGAUGGAUGUCGAUCGCCACCUCGGAAAUGUCCGUCCGUAAAAACCCAAACUGUUGACGAUCGCGUUAGCGCUCGUUGACAAAUCUUUCUUCGCGAUACCAAAGACUUUCGAUUACGUUACGUUAGAUUAUAUUAGGUGUAAGCGCGCGCUGGAUUUCGAUGCAAGC
Colletes gigas is the source of this 4142-nucleotide messenger RNA. Its product is annotated as protein scabrous-like. Lineage: Eukaryota; Metazoa; Arthropoda; Insecta; Hymenoptera; Colletidae. The transcript is spliced from 3 exons. Bases 2071 to 4032 code for a protein of 653 amino acids. The record is from RefSeq and is a predicted model, not a curated record.